Molecule: messenger RNA, 1022 nt
Organism: Anastrepha obliqua
Lineage: Eukaryota; Metazoa; Arthropoda; Insecta; Diptera; Tephritidae
Exons: 3
Coding region: 300-752 (150 amino acids)
Source: RefSeq, a predicted model, not a curated record
UGUCAAGCCAUAACUGAAUCGUAGACACUUUGGAUUUAAAAUUUUCAAAACGGAAAAAAUUCCUAAUCGAAUAUUUACAAAAAAAAAGGCUAUUUUUAAAAAUUCUUUGUGUUCAUACAACUUUAAAUACCAAAAAUACGUUUUAUAAGUCCGCUAUAUGUAGCAAAAGAGGUGGAAAAUUUGACACAAGUAAAACAGCAGUGGCGACUAAUUACAUAAAUACGGAUUAUCAUUAAAUUUUCUGUGUGAAUUAUUAUUGUUCAAAACAUUUGGCACUCGUUUAAAGAGAAGAGCUUAUUAUGAAGAUACCAUUCCUCAGCCGGUCGGCACCUAAAGACCAACUUUCUGUGACAGGUAUCGGUACGUGUGGUUGUUGUUCACUUGCAGAACCCGAACCCAUUUCAUACACAACCGAGUUUCGGGAUUUCAUACAGAAAAAUGCACCAUUAGAUUUCGAGACAAAAAUGGCACGAGUACGUCCAUUUGUAUUCACCAGUUUUAUAGCAUGGCCGGCUUUUUGGGUGUAUCGAGGCUUGGAUUGGAGCAACAAAGUACAUGUCGAACGAUCGUUGGUGGCCUAUAUAAAUCGGACCUACCACCGGGCCAAGUUUAUGCAGUUAGCGAUUCUCAGCAUGGGUCUAAUAUUUGCGGUUUAUGAACAGACUCCUUUCUUUCAUCAAGUGAGUCACAUGCUCAAGGGCAGUAUCGAUGACGUUGACGAGUACACCGCUCAAACUCGAGUGAUUGAUUGAACGAGCCAAAAAAGAGCGAAUGACUAAAAGACAAACUCAGGCGCUGGUAAAUUAUGAAAUAUGCUUCAGGAGAUUAUUUGCAAACAAAACGAAACAGAAGCAUAUUUUGUGUGUAUAUUAACUCAAGCAAAACUACUGUACAUUUAGCACAUUCAAGGCAGUCAUGACGGAAACGUAGUGCUCACUUUUGAUAGAUUAACUUUGAAAUUUCUUGAAUAAAAUUUUUUGAAUAAAACAUAGUUUUUUAGAAAAAUUCAAAAACAAUAGAAA